AUGUUCGCGUCAAUCAGAGAGCACUUUGAGCUUUUUGGUGGUCAUUCAAGGUUUCGCCGCCUCAGGAGAAGCCCUUCCGUUGAGGUGGACACCCACAGCCAAAAUACUACAUCCUCUGAGGGAGCCAAUCAUACCCUGCUGAUCCACAGCCCCGUAGAACUCAAAAGAGGCUGGAGGAGGCAGAAGCAGCACCUCUUCUUAUACAGCGAUUUGUUGCUUAUAUCUAAUACCAAGUAUAAAAAGAACUUGAAGGUAAAAAAUGAAAUACCACUGAGCACCGUGUGGACUGCCAACUGUACAGACAAAGUUGGUGAAGCCAACAUUGGUGCCAGGAAGUCCUUUGUCCUAGGCUGGCCCACGGUGAACUUUGUGGCCACCUUCAGUUCUUCCAAACUAAAGGAAAAAUGGCACUCUUUCCUUCAAAGGUACAUCAAGUUAGCCAAAGAGAAGGACCAGCCAAAAAGCAUUCCCCUCAAAAUCUUCACUGAGGACAUCAAGAACUGUGCCUGUUCUGUAACUAUAACAGUAACAAAUUCAGACACAGUGAAUGAUGUUAUCAACAUGUCACUUUCAAAGCUAGGAAUAACUGGCUCUGAGAAAGAUUACCAGCUGUGGGCCAGUUCUGGUAAGAAAGAGGCCUCAUACCCACUCAUCGGGCAUGAAUAUCCAUAUGGAAUUAAAAUGAGCCAUCUUCCAGCUACUGUGCUCCUGCAGCAGGGAUCGGAGGACUCCACCUCUCCUUCUGCCCUCCAGGAGCCCUUCCCACUGCAGCAGGAGUCACAAGAGAUCCAAGGCCGGUUUAUCCUGAAACCCAAGCACACAGCCAGGAACCAAGCCAGGAAUCAGCAGGGGAAAGAUGCAGGCCAAAAGACAGUCAAGAAGAGUUCUGCCAAAAACUGGGCCUUCUGGCGGAGCUUCAGGUCUCGCCGGGACAGCCAGGGCCCAGCCCCACCGCCCACAAAGCCAACACCGCUCUUCGGAGUUUCUCUGGAGGAUGUGUGCGAUGAUGACAGCCUGCCCACCCCAAUCCGAGAUAUACUUUACUUUAUCAAUCAAAAAGGGCCACUCACAGAAGGCAUCUUCAGUAAACCAGGCGGUAUAAAAUCAUGCAGAGCCCUAAAGGAGAAGAUAAACUCUGGGGACAAAGUGAACUUGGAUGAGGAAUCCGUUCUUGUGGCAGCAUCCGUCUUCAAGGAUUUUCUUCGAAAUAUCCAAGGAAGUAUAUUUUCGGCCAGUCUCUAUGAUAAAUGGCUUGGUGUUAUUGACCAGGGGAACGAGGAGGAGAAAAUAGCUGCAGCCCAGAGUCUUUUAGGCCAGCUGCCAAGAGCUAAUGUAGUUCUCUUGCAAUACCUUUUUGGAGUGUUACGCAACAUUGAGCAGAAUUCCUCAUCCAAUCAGAUGACAGCUCACAAUUUAUCAGUGUGUAUAGCCCCAAGCAUUCUUUGCCCACCUCAUUCUGGCAGCUCAGCAUUAGAAAACGACUUCAGAAAAAAGAUUUCUUUUGUACAAUUUCUCAUUGAAAACUGCCUCAAGAUAUUUGGAGAAGAUAUCACUUCCCUCUUUGAAGAGAGCUCAAUGAGUUGUGAUAGUAGUGAUAUCACUGACAGCCGUGAGAAGGCUGCAGGUACUGUGAAUAAUUUAACUGGCCUUGAUGAGAAAGACAGCAAGGCUGCCAGGGGUCACGGCAGAUCCUUAGACUGUGCUGUCCUGGAGCCUAAAGCACAUCCCAAGGGCAACGAUUUCCAUGUGCUCCAGGUCAGGUGAGGUUUCACACUGUUGUGAGAGCAAAGAAAGGAUGAGACAGAUCUAACUGCAAGAAGUUGCAAGCACAGCAUUAGGAGACAUCACGGUAUAAUACAGCAUUUGGUUUUUCAAACAAAACUUUAAAUGGGACUGAUAUAUGUAUCACAUGUGCUCUGGUUGAAACCAGAGUGAGAGGCCCAGAGCACUGCUUGGUUUAUUCCCCUCUCUCUCCUUUUUCUGGUCAGUGGUUCCUGACGUACCACAGGUACCCCGUGUCUUUGAAAUAGGUUGAAAAGAACCAGCAUCACUGAGAGAAAAAGGACUUGACUUCACGUCAAACAGCCUUUCCAGACUAUAACCUCAUGUGCCUCUAUUUACCAGCUGCGUUAACUUCAGCCAGUUAUUCUAGCUCAGUUUCAGUUUCUUCGUCUCUAAAAUGUGAAUAAAAAUAAUGUCUAAAUCUUAGGAUUAUUGAAAAGAUUAAAUGAAACAAUGGAUGUAAAAUAAAUUUGUAAAAAAGCAAUUAAUGGGGCCAGUAGACGUUUCCGUGAGAUCAGAGCUAGUUCUAACUGAGCCUAGCUAAUCACAGCUAACGGAUAGCAGUCCAUUUUAUGCGGCAGCAUUUAGAUUCAGAACCUGAGGACAUGUGUCAUGCGUUCCUUCAUAUUUUUCACAUUUCUUGGUUUUAUGACAUUUACCUCACUGCUUUGAGGAAACCGUUAGGAAAAGCCAUUUAAUCAGGCAUUGAGAUGAGCCUAAUAUCAGAGAAGAUGCUUAUACUUAGAUAACUGUUUGUUUUUCAUUUCAUCAGUGACAACAGAACAACCUCUUGAAUCCAAGCCAGUGAGAGAGACAGUGAUUUACAAAAAGGCACAACUGCAGGAUGAUGCCAAGACCCCGCCUAGCAUGGGUCCACCCAGCGACGUGUCUAUAACUUUCUAAGUCCCCGAAGGUUAUAAUCUCCAUAAUCACACUUGACCCUUCCUUUUCCUCUCUUUAGCGACCUGUCUACAAUUUGCAAAGUCACUGAAGAUUAGAAUUCCCCAUAAUCACACC
Molecule: messenger RNA, 2799 nt
Organism: Hippopotamus amphibius kiboko
Lineage: Eukaryota; Metazoa; Chordata; Mammalia; Artiodactyla; Hippopotamidae
Product: rho GTPase-activating protein 20-like
Exons: 13
Coding region: 1-1764 (587 amino acids)
Biological process (GO): regulation of Rho protein signal transduction; signal transduction
Molecular function (GO): GTPase activator activity
Source: RefSeq, a predicted model, not a curated record